Molecule: messenger RNA, 941 nt
Organism: Galdieria sulphuraria
Lineage: Eukaryota; Rhodophyta; Bangiophyceae; Galdieriales; Galdieriaceae
Product: zinc transporter, ZIP family
Exons: 3
Coding region: 11-913 (300 amino acids)
Biological process (GO): zinc ion transmembrane transport
Cellular component (GO): membrane
Molecular function (GO): zinc ion transmembrane transporter activity
Source: RefSeq, a predicted model, not a curated record
GAAGCGUAGAAUGCCGUCUCAAGUUUGUGGUGUGUGGAAUGCGUUGAAGAGAACUGUGCCAAAUACUUGUUUCUUAUCUGUUUUUGUUCUUAAGAGUUGUUGUUAUUUUACUGACAAAAGAAAAGUUGGAUUGAGAGCUCAUAAAAGUUUCUUUUGCACUUGUUUGAAACGAGUUGGGUCUCCUUCAUACUUUAUUGUAACCAAUCAACCUCCUCGAAGAAAACUCUCUUUGCAGCCUAGUCGAUGUGUUAUGUUAGCUUCGGAAAUUGAAGCAAAUACUCCUGUUGCUUUGUUAUUAACUACACUUGCAGGAAUAUCUACUGGUAUAGGAGGUAUUUUAGUAGUAUUACAGUCGAGCUUAUCUUAUCCUAAGUUGGGAAUAUGGCAAGGAGCAGCUGCAGGUUUUAUGUUGAGUGUGAGUGCUUUUGAUUUACUACCAGAAGCUUUGGAGGAAGUCUCUGCGGCUCACGUAUUGUUUUCUUUUAUUACUGGAGCUCUCUUUUUCAUUCUUUUAAAAGUGUUGAUUCCAGAACCUGAUUUGUCUCAAGUACCAGAAAUCGAAGGUACUGCAGCAGAUAAACAAAACCUUAAACAAGUAUUGCUUUCAGGUUUUCUAGUUGCGAUGGGUAUUGCUAUUCAUAACUUUCCUGAAGGAAUAGCCGUUUGUUUUGCGAGUUUAAAAGGAAUUCGUUUUGGAGUUCCUUUAGCUAUAGCUAUUGGAUUGCAUAAUAUUCCUGAAGGUAUGGCAGUUGCUUUGCCAGUAUACUUUGCUACUCGAAGUAAAUACAAAGCUAUUCAAAUAGCUUUUCUAUCAGGUCUUGCAGAACCUGCAGGAGUUGUUCUCGUUGUCUUCUUUGCCAAAUACUUUUUGACAGAAACUUUUGUUGCUUAUUUAUUAGCAGCAUAUCGUUGAAUUGGUUCCUCAGGCAUGGAAGUAUGCA